This is a messenger RNA of Chaetomium fimeti, 1227 nucleotides long. Its product is annotated as putative transferase CAF17, mitochondrial. Gene Ontology annotation, molecular function: protein binding. The record is from RefSeq and is a predicted model, not a curated record. Gene Ontology annotation, cellular component: mitochondrial matrix. NCBI's taxonomy places the organism in Eukaryota, Fungi, Ascomycota, Sordariomycetes, Sordariales, Chaetomiaceae. Gene Ontology annotation, biological process: iron-sulfur cluster assembly. The transcript is spliced from 2 exons. Bases 1 to 1227 code for a protein of 408 amino acids.
AUGCAGCCAGCAUGGAGGGCUCUAGCGUUCACCGUAAGGGCCACCGUAAAGGCACCCCCCGUAAGGGCCCGUGGCGCCUUCGCUUGGCGGGGUUGUCUCACUACUCGGCUCCCUCUCCCCGCAAACCAUCAACGCCGUGCCUAUUCGUACGUGCUGUUCAUAAGCGAUGAUGAUUCUGAUGGUCCUGGCCCCUCCCCCCCGGCCGGCAUCGCCGAACUCUCCUCCCGCAAACUCAUAUCCGUCUCCGGCCCGGAUGCCGCCAAGUACCUCCAGGGCGUCAUCACCGCCAACCUCACUCCGGGCUAUGCCGGACCCAACCCCACCAGCGAGCACCUCCGCUCCGACGACGGCUUCUACGCCGCCUUCCUGACCGCCCAGGGCCGCAUCCUGCACGACGUCUUCAUCUACCGCGACCUGCGCGACACCUCCAACCCGGACGGCCACAGCUGGCUGGUCGAGGUCGACGCCGCCGAGGCCGAGCGCCUGCAGACGCACAUCAAGCGGUACAAGCUGCGCGCCAAGUUCGACGUGCGCGUACUCGAGCACGGCGAAGCGCGCGUCUGGCAGGCCUGGGACGACGCCAACCCCACCGAGCCCACCGCCAUCCCGUCCUUCUCCUCCUCCCCGGCCGACACCGCCUACCACAUCCGCCGCAUCCAGCACGGCGUGCCCGAGGGCCAGCGCGAGCUGCUGUACAACCAGGCGCUGCCGCACGAGAGCAACCUGGACGCGAUGGGGGCCAUCGACUUCCGCAAGGGCUGCUACGUGGGCCAGGAGCUGACGAUCCGCACGGAGCACCGCGGCGUGGUGCGCAAGCGGCUGCUGCCGUGCGUGCUGUACCCGGACCGGGACGACGCCGCGUGGGCGGUGCCGCGCGGGCUCGACGAGUACCAGCCGGUGGUGACGAGCGUCGACGAGGACGGGUGGCUGGUGGCGGUGAGCGCGGAGGCGGUGCCCGCCGGGGAGAGCAUCGGCCGCGUGGGCAAGACGGGCCGCAGCGCGGGCAAGUGGCUGGGCGGGGUGGGGAAUCUGGGGUUUGCGCUGUGCCGGCUGGAGAUCAUGACCGAUGUGGUGCUGCCGGGGGAGACGGGCGGGACCGGGUUUGUGGAGGGGGAUGAGUUUACGGUGUCGGUGGGGGAGAAGGACGGCAAGGAUAGGAAGGGGAGGAUUAAGGCGUUCGUGCCGGACUGGCUGAGGAGUGCGCUGGCGAAUCGCGAGGGGCAUUAG